AUGAUGGUAAUUCCAGUUAGUCAACAUAAAUUAAUUAAAAUUCGCCGAACAAAUCGAGAUCGAUUAACAAAACUCGCACUUUUUUGCUCAAUUGUUUCAUGUGGAUGUAAUAUUUUAUGUUAGUUCAUUUUUUAUUUCACAAAAAAAGUUUUAAAAAAAAGAAAAAUUGUAGGUUCUUCAACAAAUCAUUGGCUUUAUACCUCAGAAACAUUAAAAUAUUUUGUUUUUCCAAAUCAAACUGUUGAUUUUGAUUUAUCCUCAUCUGCAGCUGCUCCCGUUUAUUAUAAAAAUGCUACAAUUGGACCUUGGCUUUUUUGUUGGACAGAUCGUGAGUUUUUUAUUUGAAAAAUGCAAAAAACGUGCAAAAAUUGAAACUAUAGAAACCCGAUAUUGUUAAUUAUUCAACAAUUUGUUCUUUGAUAUCUACGGAUUACUGUAGUUGAGAACUGCAAUGAGUGUUUGGUCUAUUUUUAAAUCGAAAUGAAUUCAAAAAUUAAUAGGUCUUGAAAGAAAAUCCUCUGGAAGAAAAUUGAUGUAGACUUUCAAUAAAAAAUUUCCGGUUUUUCUAAUUCCAUGAAAGUGUUUCCGAUGUUCGUUAAAAUCAAAGAAUAAUUUAUUACGUAACUUGGAGAGAAGUGAACUUCGAGAAUGUCAGAAAUCUGUCACAGAUUUUGAUUAUUAAUUUAUUUUUUUUUAGCAAUCACACCUUUUCAUUGUUCGACAGUUUAUUAUUUAACCGAUGAGGAACCAAGUGAUACAACAACUUCAAUACAACGUAUGAUUUUUUAUUUUAAUUUUAAAAAAACUGAUUGUGAAAUAUUUAUUCAGAAUCUGUACGAAAAGCAUUUCUUUUCAUGUUGAUUGGAAUGGUUUUGGAUUUUUUCGGAACAAUUGUUGCAUUUUUAUGUUAUUGUCUUCGAAAUCCUUAUGCAUCAUUGCUAGUUUCUUCGUUAUUGCAUAUUAAUUCAGGUGGACACCAAAAAUAUGAGUUUCAAUUCAAAUACUUUUUUUUAGGAAUUGCCAAUUUUUCUUGUAUAAUUGUUUAUAUGUCUGCAGUUUCAAAAGAAGUUGGGAACAAAAUUCAUGCGGCAUCUGAAAUGGAUGAUCCAAUGUUUUAUAUGUCAUAUGGUUUUUCGUUUUGGUCAUUGAAAGUUUGUUCUUUGCAAAAAAAAUGAAAAAAAAAUUUUAUCAAAAUGUUUCAGAUAAGUUUUUUGUUCACCGAAAUGGCUGCUCUUUUUUCAAUUGUUGUUUAUAUGGCAAAACGGGAUGAAAGAACUUUUAACAGAUAUAAAAUCAGGUCGACAUUUACGUUUUCAAAGGUGAAUUUUUGAAGAACUUUUGAAUGGACCAUUUUUUCUCCUGAUCCAAAAUUUUUCAUAAAAUUUUUCAUUUUUUUAAUUCACCUCAUUUUUAAUAACUUUUCGAAUAUUUCGAGAUCAUGGGAAAAAUGUUUGCAAAAACGUUGGAUAAUUUGUCCAAUUUUCCCAGUCCAUUUCAGAAUUGUAUACUGACUGAAAAUAAUUUGAUACCUUUUUUGAUGGUCCGACUCAGACCAAAAAUAUGGACAACUAAAGUUUGAAUUUUCCAGAAAGAAGAUAGUUCAAUUGAUUCUCGUCAACGAAGUUUGUUAUCUGUCGAACCAAAUUCCAGAUAUAAUCGUCGAACAGGUUCUUUCACUUCAGAUGAUUCAGCUGUUCCCGAUUUAGAUUCAAUGAUUCCUCGAAAAGAAUCAAACGAUGAUCAACAUUUGAAAAUUGGAUUACAUGAGCCAUUCUCAAUUUUAUGCGAAUCUCUCAAAAAAUUGCCCGAAGUUAAACAAUCAGAUUGCGAAGUAUGUAUAAAUACGCAAUUUCCUGUCAUAAAUCAACUUGUCUUUUUCUAGAAUCCUCAACGCAAAUUGACGAAUCCAACAAGAAGAUGUGCUAUUCCAAUAUCACAAGAUUAUCUAAAUAUUGGUUCAUAA
This is a messenger RNA of Caenorhabditis angaria, 1963 nucleotides long. NCBI's taxonomy places the organism in Eukaryota, Metazoa, Nematoda, Chromadorea, Rhabditida, Rhabditidae. The record is from the annotation of a GenBank genome assembly.